AUGAAUUAUGAUUCUAAAAGAAUAGAGACAAACUAUUCCCCUUACUUUGAAUAGGUUUCUCUUAAUAAAUUAAAAAGAGAUGAAUAUCAUAGUCUUUAAAGAAUACAUGAUAAUAAUAGAAAAAACAAAUUAUUAUUACCAUCUAUUGAAAAUAGUACACUUGAAGAUAUUUCAAUGCAUUUUAGUAAAUGUGUAAAUUCUAGUAAAUCUCCUGAAAAAAAAGUAGAUAAACUUUAAGUUAACAAAUACUAAUUGGAAUUUAUCUAACAAAGUUUUUUGGAAUUAGAAUAAACUAAAAUGUCAAUAACAAUGAGAGAUAUGAAUAAUGUGAGGAAUAAAUUUAAUUGUCAUUAAAGAAUAAUAGCAAAUAAAGAAUUAUAUACUGUCAGAAAUCUUGAAAAAUAAAUGGGUAGUAAUUAAGAAGAUUAUUCUAAUGUAAUGUACCUUUAAUAAAUACCACCUUAAACUAAAAACAAAUAAGAAACUAACAUGGCUUUUUUUGAAGAAACUUUAAAUGCUUAUUCAUAUGCAAUUCCUAGUAGAAGAGAAUCAGCAUAAAUAGCUGUUAUUAGAGAUAAAGUAUAUGUUUUUGGAGGUAUGAGUGGAGCUGGUUUAAGUAGUGAUUUAUGGUCUUAUGAUAUAAGUAAUAUAUAUAUAGAUUUAUCAAUUUAGAAAAAUAAGAAUGGCAAUUACAUUAAUCAGAUAUCAAUUUGAAAGUUACUAAUCAUUCUAUGAUUGCAUGGAAACAUAUGUUAAUUAUUUUUGGUGGUAGUGGUUAUUAUGAUCAUAAAAUGAAAAUAAGAUAAGUUUAUUCAACUUUAGCUUAUUUUAAUACUUAAACUAAUUAAUGGUCAAUAACAUUAGAAUCUAUAGAACCUAGAAGAGAACAUAAAGCUGUUUUAUAUUUGGGAAAAUAUAUGAUUAUAACAGGUGGCAUAGAUUCAGGUGAAUAAUUAUUAAAUGAUACACUUAUGUAUUCUUUGGAUUCAAGAAGAUGGCUAGGAUCUAAAAUAUAUUUUGAUGAAGGAAUAGCUUAACAUGCUAUUUGUGAAGCCUUUGAUUUUAAGAGAAAUGUAGAUACAAUCUAUUUAUUUGGUGGUAAAACUAAAUCUUUGGGUUCAUUUCCUUUAAUGAGAUUGGUUUUCUCUGGAUAAGCUCCCUAGAGUUGGGAGAGAGUCUAAGGAACUGGAGUAUCACCUUAAGGAAGAUAUAAUCAUACAAUGGAAUGUUUAAAUGAUAGUUUAAUUUUGAUAGGGGGUAGAUCAUAAGCAAUAUAAGAGUAUUAAAAUGAAAUAUUGGUAUUUAAUUUGAUUUUAAGUUAAUGGAUUUAAGUAAAACGAUAAGGUUUAAUGACAAAAAGAUGGAGUCAUUGUAGUUGUAUAUUUGCUUCAAAUAUCUUCUGUUUUGGAGGCAUAGGAGAAGUGACUUAUCUACCUCCAGUUGUAUUUUCAAUUGAAACAGAUUAAUUCAAAAUAAAAAAUAAAAUGGUUAUUAUAAAAAGAUUAUCAACUAUAGCUGAAGAUAUGAAAAAAUAGAAUCAAGAAUAUAAAUAGAUUAAAAGAACAUGUAGAUUAGAAAAAUUUAGAAAAGCAGAAAAGUUGUAUGAAAAAGUAACAACAUUUUUGCCAUUACCAAAGAUGAGAACUCCAAAAAUGAGAUAUGAUAUUUGGAUGUAAUUUAUACGUAAAAUCUUACAUUCUUUGAACUUAAUUUUCUGA
Messenger RNA from Paramecium pentaurelia, 1718 nucleotides. Lineage: Eukaryota; Ciliophora; Oligohymenophorea; Peniculida; Parameciidae. The record is from the annotation of a GenBank genome assembly.